Molecule: messenger RNA, 1760 nt
Organism: Mytilus trossulus (common blue mussel)
Lineage: Eukaryota; Metazoa; Mollusca; Bivalvia; Mytilida; Mytilidae
Product: protein JTB-like
Exons: 5
Coding region: 69-506 (145 amino acids)
Biological process (GO): mitotic cytokinesis
Cellular component (GO): centrosome; membrane; cytoplasm
Source: RefSeq, a predicted model, not a curated record
UCUCGCCCAUGAAUCAGACUUUGUAAUCAGUUAAAUGUUUAUUUCCACGGUGGCAAUGUUCAUUGAAAAUGAUUGAGUUUUGCAAUAAGAAGAAAAUGGCUUUUGCCAUACUGUUAUUAAUAAGCUUUUCUGUGAUAACAUUGAUAGUAAAGAGUGUGUGGGCAUCAACAGACUUCCAAAAACUUAUAUCCAACACAACAGCAUGUAAAGAUGUAGAUAUAGUUAAUACUCAGACUUGUUUUAGAUGCAGUAAAAAAGAACUGAGAGCAGAAGUUCCAGUAUGUUCAAAAACAGGAUACAAACAGACAGUUCAAUGUAAAGAUGGAACACAAUUUUGGAGAAGCUGUGAAAUAACACCUGAUAUGGAUGAGAAGAAUUUCUGGAUAUUUUGGGCUGUUAAUAUAGUGAUAGGACUUGUGGCUUUUGUAUAUGUCAGAAGAAGACAGAAAACAUUGGAUGGAAUUCUUAUGGAAAAAAUUAAUAAGCAAUUAGCAUCUGGUUUAUAAUAGAUACUUGUAACGGUUGUUUGGUGGAGAAGGAUUUGAUAUGCAGAGGCGGAUUUAGGGGGGGCAGGGGGGCUAGGGCCCCUCCUUUUGAGAAAAAAAUUUUGGUUGAUUAUAUAAGGAAUCACUGAAACGGGAUGGAAGCAGGCCCCCUCUUAGUCAGCCAGUGGGCCCCCACUUAUGAAAAUUUUUAGAUCCGCCACUGAAUUAUUGUUUGUCAAUAUCAAUUAAAACACAAGUUUUCACACAUUAUCUGAGUUUAGCUAUUUGAUGCAUUAUUCAGUAGUCUGAUAAAUUAUUGUGAAGGAAGUAUUCUUCAUGGGAUGUUGUUUACAACUUUAUCUUGAGAAUUAUUCAGAAUAUGCUAAUAUGAAAUUUAAGAGCAAGAACAAUUUUCAUUAUUUUAUAUCUUUUAGAUAUUACUGCUUUUGAAUAUUUAUUAUCCCAUUCUGAUUCAUAGGUAGUGAACAUGUAUACUGCCUUACUUCUGUCAGUCCACCAAUGUGUCCAUCUGUUCUAUAAAUGUUUUGUCACUUUUUUCUCAUGAACCAUAACUCCUUCCAUUGUUUUGGUAUCAAUCUUCAUGUAAGCACUCUUUACCAUGUGAUAUAUAAACACAUUCUGUUAUUAACUUUCUGUUUAUGCAAUACAAUUCGUCCACAAAAUAGCCAUGUAUAAAAAGAUUUUACCCAUUAUUCAUACAGGAACUACAAAUCAGAGUUGCCUGAAAUUUGGUAUUAAGCUUCAUGCAAGCUAUAUAAAGAGCAUCUGAUGUGUUUGCACAUUUCCUGUCAUCUACACUCAGUUUAUCCAAUUCUUAUUUUAGGUUAAUCGUUAUCAUCAGUCGGCAAUACAUGAAUAAAAAUUCUUGCCAUGAUUAAUAGUAGGGUGUGAAUAAAAAAAAACAUAAGUCAUUUAGUUUGAUUCUAAAGAAAAUGAAUGGUCGAUUUAUGUCUUCGAGAAAAUGAAUUGUUUGAAAGUAUUCUCUCAAGAAAACACUUUUUAGAUAUCUUCCUGAACCAUGGUGGUAAUAAAUGUAUGGUUAGAAAGAAUUUGUAAUGAAUUUAGAAAUAAAUCUCAUAUAUAGACAUAGAACUGGAACAUAUUUACUGAAUUCAUUAUCAAUGUUUGCAUCAUAUGUACAUUUAGCUUCUAUCAUGUCUAUCACAAAUCAUCAUGUUAGUAUUUUGUUAUUUAUUAUUAAUACAUACUUGAAUUAUUGCACACUUUGUUUUUGGAAUAAAAACUAAAAUUUUA